AUGCUCCCAGCAGCGCCGCACAGAACCGCCGCUGGCAAGCGCAGUUUCCGCACGCGCAGCGGCAGCUGCGCCAGCAGCGCUUUCCUCGCCGCCCUCCUCCUGCUUCUCCUCGCACGCGCCGCGAUCUGCGACCCAUCACCCGUGUCGUUGCGGUGGAUUCGCCUGGAGCAGACGCACGACAUGCUGGGGUGGACGCCGUCCGUCUACUUCCAGUGCGAGGGCGAGGACAAGCGCGCGCUCACGGGCGUUGUGAGCGCCAAUACAGACUUCAACUUCACUCUGCACGAGUCGUUCCAGCCCCUGACAGAACUCCAGCCACCGCAGUGCAAGCGGUGCGGCUUGUUCGAGGCGGAUUCAUGGACGCGAGACGACACCUUUGCAAUCUUCGAGCUCUGCCCCCUCGCCUUCUCUGCGCCGCCUGCCAGCCAGUUGCAUCUCAACUUCACUGGGGAGUUCCGCGCUGUGCUCUCCUGCCCUGCCUGCAACCCCAAUGGCAAAGCGCUUUACUCUGAAGAAGGAACAGCAGACAGCGGCCCGCUCUCCCCCAUCCUCAUCACCUUCGCAGUCAUAGGCGGCCUCGCAUGCCUCGCUGGCCUCGUCGCUCUCCUCGUCUUCCUCGCCCGUCGCAACCACUACUCUUUCUCCUUCACGCUCCCGCUCUUCCUGCGGCGCCGCAUCGACCCCAACACGGCCAAGUUCCUGGAGAUGUUUGAGGAGGAGGAGGAUGGGUUGAUGGAGGCGCGGUUGAGGCAUGGCGGAGAGGGGCUGGGGGGUUCGUUAGUGGAUUCUUCUGCGGUGGUGGUUGGGGAUGGGAGGGCAGGGACAGGUUUCACUAUUGCUCCGGAUCACUCGCGGCAGGAUGAUUGA
This is a messenger RNA of Closterium sp. Yama58-4, 867 nucleotides long. NCBI's taxonomy places the organism in Eukaryota, Viridiplantae, Streptophyta, Zygnematophyceae, Desmidiales, Closteriaceae. The record is from the annotation of a GenBank genome assembly.